CGGUAGUCCAACUAAAUUGAGUAUAGUAGCACCAUAAGCGGUAAGCCCUUCUUCUUGCGGGUAUGGUAUGGUGGGGUAACACUUUUGGGCAAUAUGCGUCACACGGCGAGCCCCUCCAAGUGAAAGAUUAAAAAGAUUACAAAAAAAAAAAAGGUUCAGCUGUGUCGCGUCAAGAUCACCCGCUGCCACAUUCAUUCUGAGAUCAUCGGCCAUCAUCUGCCAUCAUCAUCUACGUGUUUCACUCAAAUCCCAUUUCUAGCUUAGCAGAGCAUGCCUGCCAACCCUUUCCUCCUUGCUGCUGACAACAGCCCGGCGCUCCUGCCCCUCCUUCGCGAAAACCCGCAGCUGGCCGCCCAGCAAGACGAGCAUGGCUACUCUCUUAUCCACGCUGCCGCAAGUUAUAACCACCUAGAACUUUUACGUGCCCUUGUCCAAGAGUUCAAAGUUGAUGUUAAUCUACGCGACGAAGAUGACGAGACCGCUUUGUUCGUUGUUGAGACAGUCGAGGCGGCUAAAGUCCUCCUUGAAGAACUCGGCGCCGACCUCAUGGUGAAAGGGUCCGAUGGCUACAGCGCCCGCCAAAAGAUCGCUGAGGAAGGUGAUUUCCCAGAAGUUGCGGAGUACCUCAGACUUAAGGAAGCGGAGCAGGCUCCACGCUUGUCAAAUGGAGUCAAUGGCGAAAUUCCACAAGAUGAAAACAAUAUUCCACCUCUACCCGAAGGACUCAACAUCUCGGUCAGCACCAUGAAUCCCACCGAAGACGUCGAUAACGAAGUCGACUCAGAGUUCAGGAGAAGGAUAGAGGAAUUGGCCCAACGGGAGGAUUUCCACAGCGAAGAGGGUCAGGCCGCACUCAGACAACUUGUCCAAGAUGCGAUUGCCGAAGAAAACUUCGCAGACCGUAAUGUCCGGCCCCGUCAAAGCUGAGCACCACAAAAGAUAUAUCUUUGAAUCAUGAUAGAUUAUCAAUGGGCUUGCUCAUUCGUGCCCCUUGAUCUCCCAGAGAACGUACUCCCCUGGGCUGCUUGGUGGCCUCAUGAUUGUAUAAUCAGCACCAAGCCCCAUUACGCCUCGAGUGAAGGGCGUGGUGCUAAAUGAGAACCAUCCUUCUGGCGGUAGGGUCCUGAUCAACUCCGCUAAGGUGUUUACGGCCCAUAAUGGCGCUAUGAAACCCUGCCAAGUAAUCUUACACAACUGGCCCUCGUUGCUUCCAUUUGGAU
Messenger RNA from Xylaria bambusicola, 1220 nucleotides. RefSeq lists its product as uncharacterized. NCBI's taxonomy places the organism in Eukaryota, Fungi, Ascomycota, Sordariomycetes, Xylariales, Xylariaceae. The transcript has a single exon. Gene Ontology annotation, molecular function: protein binding. The record is from RefSeq and is a predicted model, not a curated record. The coding region runs from base 271 to 927 and encodes 218 amino acids.